This is a messenger RNA of Rhododendron vialii, 632 nucleotides long. Its product is annotated as replication protein A 32 kDa subunit A-like. Gene Ontology annotation, biological process: nucleotide-excision repair; DNA replication; double-strand break repair via homologous recombination. The record is from RefSeq and is a predicted model, not a curated record. The transcript is spliced from 6 exons. NCBI's taxonomy places the organism in Eukaryota, Viridiplantae, Streptophyta, Magnoliopsida, Ericales, Ericaceae. Gene Ontology annotation, cellular component: DNA replication factor A complex; chromosome, telomeric region; site of double-strand break. The coding region runs from base 75 to 632 and encodes 185 amino acids.
UUUCCAAUCUCAUACGAAUUUAUGGAGAUUUGUUGUCUAAUUUUGUGAAUUGAGUCUGUUGAUUUCCACAUAGGAUGUGUUAUUUUCACGGUGUUUUGUUUAUGAUUUCUUUUUCUUUGCAUACAGAUGGAAUAUAUGUUCGUGUCAAUGGGCGCCUAAAAAUCUUUAAAGGCAGUAAGCAGUUAGUUGCUUUUUCUGUUAGGCCCGUGACAAACUUCGAUGAGCUUACCUUCCACUUCGUCGAGUGUAUACAUUUCCAAGUGCAAAAUUCCAGAACAAAGCAAGGAGAUGCCACAACUCAGUCUCAUUCUGUGACUCCAUCUACAAACACAGUUUUGAGGGAUGGAUCAAAUGGAUAUCAGUCAACACUACCAAAUCAUUUCUCUGGACAAUUUAGUGUAGAGGGACUGAAGGGAUUUGAUCUGCAGCAACCUUCAAACUUUGGAUGGGAAAAAGGGGUACAUAGGGAUGAACUGUCUCAGAAGCUAAAACUUCCUAUGGAGAAGAUCAUUGAAUCUAUCAGAACACUUGAAGAGGAAGGGUUGAUAUACAAACAAGACAUAUCACAUCUAUAUCAAAACUUGUUCCCUUCAAUAGGCAUGCAUUCGUGCUAUGCACGAAGGGGCACCUAG